Heterostelium album PN500 is the source of this 1140-nucleotide messenger RNA. Its product is annotated as patatin family protein. The record is from RefSeq and is a predicted model, not a curated record. Lineage: Eukaryota; Evosea; Eumycetozoa; Acytosteliales; Acytosteliaceae. Gene Ontology annotation, biological process: arachidonate metabolic process. The transcript has a single exon. Bases 1 to 1140 code for a protein of 379 amino acids. Gene Ontology annotation, cellular component: membrane.
AUGAGUAAAAAUAAUAAAGAAGAAAUAAGUAAAGAUAAAGUUGGUGAUGACAAUGAAUAUAAUUCAGAUACAGAUACAGAUGAUGAAGUAACCUAUUUUGUUGAUGAUCUCGACACUGUCAAGUUGGUGGUCAGCUGUGACGGUGGUGGUAUGCGUGGUCUCAUUGCUCUGCAGAUUCUAGAGUAUAUCCAGGAGGUCUGUGGCGUCGACAUCAUACAUAGAGCCGAUUUACUGGGUGGCACCUCCACGGGUGCGCUCCUGGCAUUCACCAAGUCCAACGGAUAUUCCGACGACGAGAUUACUGACACCUACAAAAAAAUGGGUGUCAUCAUGUUUGACGGAUUCUUCAAAAAGUUUAUCAAUGUACUGCGAGAUUUCUGUCUCUCGGAUAUGCGCGCCUACGAGAAGGAAUUGGACCGUCUCUUCUCCCAAGUGAAAAUGUCGGAUUUCCUGCAGGAGCGAAAACUGUUUGUUCUUAGUUCCGCCAGGAAUCGCGAGCAACAAACGUACAUCCCAAAGGUUAUCAGUAAUUAUAAACCGACUUCUGCCACCGUUAUUCAAGCGCUUCGCGCCACCUCUUCGGCGCCACCCUAUUUCUCGCCGGUGGAGAUCGAAGGUGUCACCUAUGUGGACGGUGGUAUUCUCGCCAACAAUCCAAUAUUCAAAGCAAAGGAAGAGUCGGACCGUCUGUUCAGACCGGGAACCAAGUUGAUUAUGGUAUCGAUUGGAACUGGACACGUUAAGAACCAAGAGAAAUCGACGACCCCAGAGAUGUUUUCAGAGGGUGCACUGUCGCCUGCACUCGUGCGAACACUGCUUAGCGCCAUCGCCAACUCACAUUCACUUCACAAAGAUUUCAAAGAUUCAGUCCAUAACAAUCCGAUGGUAUCGUAUCACCGUUUCGACGUUGUAUUGGAAGAUGAGAUCAAGCUAGACGACCACAGUGAGAAAGCGAUUCAAACAAUGGCAAGAACUGUCCAGACUUUUAAGGAGCAUACUAAAAUACAAAAGAAACUACAAAAACUUAAAGAAGAUCUACAGAGUCUACCAACAAAACCAGCAAAACCAACGAAAAAAUCUAGUUCUCCUCCAAAAUCUUCAAAACCAACAGCCGUACCCCAACUUCAUCCACAAGCAUAA